AUGAACGGGCUCAGGGAUGAGGGCAGACACAGGAAGAGGAGGCCGCACAGCCCGGAGGUCAUUAGGGUGAAGGAGGAGAGAAUAAGCCCGGACCGGCAUCACCGAGCGCGGCGGAGUCCGACCCCGGGAAGUAGCGAAGAGGAAUUAACGCAAUCCCGUAAACGGAGCACGUCACCAGGAAAACAAAAGUCAUCUGUCAAACGAAGCAAAAGACAUAGAAAUGAAAGCAGAAGCCCAGAGCGCUUUCCUGUAAAAAUAAAGCAGGAAAAAGAGCACUCUAACAGAACACAUGAGGACAGGCAGCCCAGGGAGAAAUGGGAAGAUGAUCACAGAAGGAACAGACAGAGAGAAGAUGAUAACAGAGGCCACAACAGCCACUCAAGGCACAGAGAGAGAGAUCGGGAAGAAUCACAUUUAAGAGAGCAGAGAGCAGAAAGAGAAUUCCACAAUGACAGGAGGAGGGAAAGACGCCAGAGAGAAGAGCAGGAAACAGAGACUGAAAACCCAGAGUCUGAUAAUACGGAUAACAAUGGGCAAGUUAAUAAAGAGAAGCCCAACUUUGAACUUUCUGGGGCAUUGCUUGAAGACACAAACACUUUCAGGGGGGUCGUAAUCAAGUACAGUGAGCCAGCAGAAGCACGCAUGCCAAAGAGACGUUGGCGUCUGUAUCCUUUCAAGAAUGAUGAGGCUCUCCCUGUCAUGUACAUUCAUAGGCAAAGUGCCUACCUCCUAGGCCGGCAAAGACAUAUAGCUGAUAUACCCAUAGAUCAUCCAUCUUGCUCCAAACAACAUGCUGUUCUACAGUACCGGAUGGUUCCAUUUACCCGUCCCAAUGGGACACUGGGUAGGCGAGUCAGACCUUAUAUCAUUGACCUUGGGUCUGGUAAUGGCACGUAUCUAAACAACCAACGAAUUGAACCACAAAAGUACUAUGAGCUGAAAGAAAAAGAUGUACUGAAAUUUGGUUUCAGCAGCAGGGAAUAUGUGGUCCUCCAUGAAUCAUCUGAUACUUCUGAAGUUGAGAAGAAUCGGGACGACGACGACGAUGUGGAAGAUGAGGAUGAUGAGAGUACUGAUAGCUAGCAAGCUACUUGUCUAAACAGUGUAGUAAGGUGACCCUUGACCCCUUUGUCACAAGGACCAGUAUUACAUUUCCAUGUGGUGUACUAUGUUGCUGGCCUGAAAACAAUUCCUUUACUGGCAGGAUACGCUUGUAAGAAAGACUACACAGCGUUUGUUUGUUUUUUUGUUUUAUUUCUUGUUAUUUUGUUAAACUGGUGGCAUUGUUAUUUUUUCCAAUCCUCAGGUGUAAUUGAACAGCAUUUCUGUAAGAAUUGUUGCUGUUCAAACUAAUCAAACACGUCUUUUAAAAUCCUUAAUUCUUGUAUAUGCUUUUAUAUACUGUAUAUAUAUUACAAAAGUUAUGUUCAGAAGUGUCUUACAAUAUAGAACGUUGGCUUAAUUAUAGUUCUUUAUACUAAUGCUGCCUAAGGGGAAUUAUAAAUACUGUAACUUUUGUUCAGUGUCCCAUAUACUGUAGGCAUGUUGCGUUUACUAUGGGAAUAAAAAAAAUUGUACAGUAAAAAUUCAGCAGGCACACCUUAAAUGAAUGAAAUAAAAAAAAUGUAUACUGAAAACUUUUAAUAGUAUACAAAAUACAUGAACCAUUAGACAGAUUAUUGUAGAGAAUCCAUUAUUCAUUGUUACAAAACAAGAUAACAAGGGGUAGCGCCUUAAACUGCUGUAUCUCUAAGUCAUUGUGUUAUAGGCUGGGGCAAGUUGUACAUAGUACUGUGUUCCAUUUAUGUUUGUAUUAUAGACAACAUGUUGUAAAUGCUAUGGACUUAAGCAUUUUUAUUUACUGUGAUAUUCCUGUGUAUGUAUGUACAGUAUGCGUGGAAUAAGCAGUGCCAUGGGUAUGUUGAAAUGUAUUUUACUGUAAAUAGAAGUAAUAAAGCCCAGAUAUCUACAA
This is a messenger RNA of Pseudophryne corroboree (corroboree frog), 1972 nucleotides long. It is a transcript of the gene SNIP1, whose product is annotated as Smad nuclear interacting protein 1. The transcript has 4 exons. The record is from RefSeq and is a predicted model, not a curated record. Lineage: Eukaryota; Metazoa; Chordata; Amphibia; Anura; Myobatrachidae. Gene Ontology annotation, cellular component: nucleus. The coding region runs from base 1 to 1083 and encodes 360 amino acids. Gene Ontology annotation, molecular function: protein binding; mRNA binding. Gene Ontology annotation, biological process: miRNA processing.